This is a messenger RNA of Neofelis nebulosa (Clouded leopard), 1299 nucleotides long. RefSeq names its product deleted in malignant brain tumors 1 protein-like. The record is from RefSeq and is a predicted model, not a curated record. The transcript has 6 exons. The coding region runs from base 1 to 1299 and encodes 432 amino acids. Gene Ontology annotation, cellular component: membrane. NCBI's taxonomy places the organism in Eukaryota, Metazoa, Chordata, Mammalia, Carnivora, Felidae.
AUGACCUCUGGGACCUGGCCGAGGCCACAGUCGUGUGCCGCCAGCUGCAGUGUGGCCAGGCCGUGGCGGCACCCACGGAGGGGCGGGGAGCACUUUGGGGCAGGCUCCGGGAAGAUCGUGCUGGACGAUGUGCAGUGUGUGGGCGGCGAGAGCCACCUGGGGCAGUGCGCGCACAGGCGUGCUAAUGGCCCACCAGCCCCCAACCCCACCUCAGGUUCCGAAGCUGCUUCCUCAAUGUACACACUCACAGGAGCCAUCGUGGCCGUGAGGCUGGUAAAUGGCACAGGGAGGUGCUCGGGCCGAGUGGAGGUUCUCAUCCAAGGCACGUGGGGGACCGUGUGUGAUGACCUCUGGGACCUGGCCGAGGCCACAGUCGUGUGCCGCCAGCUGCAGUGUGGCCAGGCCAUGGCGGCACCCACAGGGGCCCACUUCGGGGCAGGCUCCGGGAAGAUCAUGCUUGAUGAUGUGCAGUGUGUGGGCAGCGAGAGCCAUCUGGGGCAGUGCGCGCACAGGGGUGAGGCCAGACACAACUGCGGGCAUCUGGAGGAUGCUGGUGUCGUCUGCAGAGGAGCUUCCAUGACCGUGAGGCUGGUGAAUGGCACAGGGAGGUGCUCGGGCCGAGUGGAAGUUCUCGUCCAGGGCACAUGGGGGACCGUGUGUGAUGACUUCUGGGACCUGGCCGAGGCCACAGUCGUGUGCCGCCAGCUGCAGUGUGGCCAGGCCGUGGCAGCACCCACGGGGGCCCACUUCGGGGCAGGCUCUGGGAAGAUUUUGCUGGACGACUUGCAGUGUGCGGGCAGCGAGAGUCACCUGGGGCAGUGUGCGCACAGGGGUGAGGCCGGGCACAACUGCCGGCACCUGGAGGAUGCUGGUGUCGUCUGCACAGGAGGCUGGGCCCCCGUGCGGCUGGUAGGUGGCCACGGGAGGUGUGCAGGCCGCGUGGAACUCUUCUACCGGGGAGUCUGGGGGACCGUGUGUGAUGACCUCUGGGAUCUGUCAGAAGCAAACAUCAUCUGCAGGCAGCUGGGGUGUGGCUGGGCCAUUUCAGCCCCAGGUGAGGCCCACUUUGGGGAAGGAUCUGGGAAAAUCCUCCUUGACAAUGUGCGCUGCAGGGGGGAUGAACAGCACCUGGAGGAGUGCUCCCACAUCGGCUGGCUUUCCCACAACUGUGGGCACGGAGAAGAUGCCGGCGUGAUCUGUUCAGAUCACCCAUUGGCCCUCACAGCAGGAACAAUGAUGGCAGGUGAGACCUUGGUAUCCUUGGCUGCUCUGACCACCAUCUUCCAGCUCAAGCCCUGA